CUAUUUUCUUGUCUGGACAAACAUAGAGUAGAACGGUUAAUUAAUUUCUUGGUUCUCUUCUUUCAAAUAAUUUUUAUUUUCCUAGCUAAUUUGAUGGAGAAUUUUCCAAACAAUUCAUCAUCUUGUUUGGAUUUAACAAUCGCCAUGCCGGGAUUUUCUUCUUCUCCAUCUUCUCUUCCCUCUUCGGGGGAAAGUGGUGGAGGUAGAAUGAAAGUAGUGGACGUAAAUCUAGUACCCUCAUCAGAAAGAGAAGAAGAAUGCAUGGAAGAAGAAGAAGAAGACGAAAGCCCGAACAAGGGCCCGGCCCCGAGAAAGAAGCUUCGACUAACGAAAGAGCAGUCUCGUCUUCUUGAAGAAAGUUUCAGACAACAAAACCACACCUUAAACCCUAAACAGAAGGAGAUAUUAGCACAGAAAUUACAUCUGAAGGCGAGGCAAGUGGAGGUGUGGUUUCAAAACCGUAGGGCAAGGAGCAAGCUGAAGCAAACAGAAAUGGAGUGUGAGUACUUGAAAAGGUGGUUUGUUUCACUAACAGAACAAAACAAGAAGCUACAGAUUGAGGUGGAGGAGCUCAGGUCGUUGAAAGCCGGCCACCACCCCGACUGCCGCCACCUCCCGCCGCCACCUUCCACCCUCACAAUGUGCCCUCAUUGCCAGCGUGUCACCACCACCGCCGCCACCAACAACCACCUCGACACCGCCACCAAAAUGCUUGCUCUUCAAUCCAGACAACCCUCCGCCGCUUGUUUUAAUUAGUAUUAGCUAUUAAUUAAUUAUAUGAUGUGGUAAUCGUAAUAUAUAUACUUAUUAUAUUUUCCUUGCAAAAUAAAUUAAAUAGUACUAAAAAUAACAAUGAAAUUAUUAGGUAUUAUAUCGCAUGCUGAAAAAUUAAAUCAAA
Messenger RNA from Erythranthe guttata (spotted monkey flower), 898 nucleotides. RefSeq names its product homeobox-leucine zipper protein 17 (gene HB17). Gene Ontology annotation, biological process: regulation of DNA-templated transcription. The record is from RefSeq and is a predicted model, not a curated record. Gene Ontology annotation, molecular function: DNA-binding transcription factor activity, RNA polymerase II-specific; sequence-specific DNA binding. Lineage: Eukaryota; Viridiplantae; Streptophyta; Magnoliopsida; Lamiales; Phrymaceae.